AUGCCGAUGCAGUAUCCAACGACUAAGAUGACAAGCGAAGACGGACAGCAAGCACGUGGAGCUCAAGAUGCCUACAACUACUACCUUGCUGUUGGAGACGCCGCUGUGCACAAAAGCUUCAGCAGUCUUGACAACCCUUCUAAUCUCGAACAGCUCAUGGGUGACGUGCAGCACCACGCCUCGGAGAACUUUGUCGUGGACUUUAGCGACAACGCUGCAUGGGCUGGAUUCAAUCUAUCGACUGAUUCUCUGCAGUCCUUGUUCGAAUUGGGAAGGCCAGAAGCACUGAGCACACGUUGGAUCAACAUUUGGCACCCUUUCCAGCAUCGGUCUAUACUUAGCCUGCUGGGUAAACGAUAUGACUUCUCCCCUCGACUGUUUGCGCUGAUGUCCUCAGACCCCAAGCUACCCAGGUUGUCAGCCUCUCGCAGCACGAUGUCUCCGCCGGCCAGGCGACAUUACUGGAGCAGUCGCUCGAGCACUGCUGAAGACAAAGAGGCCGAAGCUGCUGAGCUGGAUGAGAUAUCUGAACACAUGUCCGUCUCAAGUGUAGACUCUGUCACACAUGGAAACCUAUACAAGAUCGCCGAUAGCAUAUGGCAUUACUCUUCCGUUGAUUUUGGUCGACAGUACGUUUGCGUCGGGUUCAACUCGUUGUAUGGAACUAAGCAACCCCACUGCGAGGACGAAGUUGACUCCAAGAGCUAUCUGCCUCAAUGCACAAGAGUAUGGACUUGGCUGAUACUGUGCGAAGACAACACCGUCGUCUCCAUCAACGAGGAUCCCUUCCCUUUCACCUGUCCGGAUGGGAACUACAGCACCUUUCAGCUUCGAAUCCUCGCCGAGACUCGUCGGAACCUGGUCAACGUCUUCCGGUCGCUUUCCACAAUUCAUAAUGACCCUCUCCUGGCACACAACCCACUAACGUUACUACCCAUCCGCACGCGACUAGGCAACACACCCGAGGAGACAGCUCAUCGUGACUCCGACGCUCCGGGACUACUGUUCUAUUAUCUCUUUGAGAACUGGCAUAAUAGCUAUACCCUAGUAUCCCGCAAAGAGAGUCGCUACGGCGUAGAGCUGAGCCAACUCCGAAGUGAGAUGUUCCAACGGCCUAAGCUAGUCCAUAUUGACCGCUUGGACAAGAUCGGGAAGGAGCUUGGUGUUCUGAAGAAGCAUUAUUCCAGCUACGACAGAAUUAUUGAUCGAUUGUUGGAACCUCAAACGGCGUCCGCAGCUUCUCUGCAUAAUUCGCAGGUAGUGACUUCGUCGUCGCAGGCAUCGUUGGAUACAGUCCGACCAAUCGUAACGGAGAAGGACAGUCUGAUGGGAGUGAGUUUGAGCAGUGCUGCGAGAGUCAGGUUCAAGCGGCUGAGGGACGUGAUUGAUCUGUACGCUCUAUCGGAGGUGGAGGAGUACAUUAAGCAGAAGGAGUCGCUUGUUGCUAUGAACUUCAACCUCAUUGCCAUCAAGCAAUCCGUGGACGUCGACCGCCUGACGAGGGUCACCUUACUGCUCACCAAAGCAACAAUCUUGUUCUUACCGGUCAGCCUCAUGACUGGAUACUUCAGUAUGCAACUGGUGGGCGUGGAGUACUCUGUUCAGACAUACUGGCUUAGUUUUGUUAUUUGCUUUUUUCUGAGCUGGCUUGCUCUGUUCCUUUUUGGUCUGUUCAAUGGAACCGUACAGACAGUCGAGGUGAUCAAACAGAUGUGGCGCGGUAUGAAAAGGGUUGGAAAAACCGUUGGCGGA
Fulvia fulva is the source of this 1752-nucleotide messenger RNA. RefSeq lists its product as uncharacterized. Gene Ontology annotation, molecular function: magnesium ion binding; cobalt ion binding; cobalt ion transmembrane transporter activity. The record is from RefSeq and is a predicted model, not a curated record. Lineage: Eukaryota; Fungi; Ascomycota; Dothideomycetes; Mycosphaerellales; Mycosphaerellaceae. The transcript has 2 exons. The annotation marks the transcript as partial.